UGAACUUGAAACGCUUGAUCAUGUUUGGCAUUCAUGCGCUUAUCACGACAAACGGCUGGCGUUUUACGUGAUUAUUGUGGUUUGAUAGUUGCCUUGCUGUGCCUUAGCCGGAAUCUGCAAUAACAGUUUCGCAUCGGGCGCACAAAUUAGUCAGCUCCGGCGGGACAUUAGUUGCAUCGGUGCAUUCAAUCCAAUUCAAACCGAUCCGGUCGGCGAUUAGGAAUAGUGAGAUGAUAACCCCAGUGGAGGUCGCCAUAUUACGUUCUCAUAUUUAUAGUUGCGGUCUAUGGCCAUUAAGCCGUUUGACGUGAUUAAACUGACGCAGGAAAAAGCUUUGUGAUGCAAGCAGAUUGUUUGAGAAAAAUAAAACCGUUUUUAACGGUCGACAAAAGGGCAGGGCUGCCAGACUGUUAAAAUCUCUGCAAAGAUCGAUAGCAUGGAGGUGCCAUCGCCAGUCCCCAGUGUGACCGUUCACUCACUUAUUUGUUUAUGUUUUGCUUUGCCCAGAAAUGGAUCCUUCAAUUAUUGAAUUUAUUGGCGAAAAGUGCAUGAUCAGCAUUAUUCCAAACUUCUCCAACGAGCCCCUGCAUCUUAUCUACGGAUCGGUGGGUCCUUUUCGUGCCGGUUUUCCCGUCUUUGUGCCCCUGUGGAUGGCCACGCAUCUGCGCAAGCAACAAAAGUGCCGGAUUGUGCCGCCAGAAUGGAUGGAUAUGGAUAUAUUGGAGGAAAUCAAGGAGGAGGAGAAACGUUCAAAAUUCUUUACCAAAAUGCCCUGCGAGCAUUAUAUGGUGGUGGCCCAGUUGGUCAUGAGCACGGCACCUGAUGAUGUUCCUCGUUGCGAGGAGUUGCGCACUGUCAUUAAGGACAUCUUUGACAUAAGGGAAUCCAAACUGCGCACUUCGAUAGAUGCUUUUAUUAAAGGCGAAGGCACCUAUGCAAAACUGGAUAAUUUGACGCUCCUGGAGAUCCACAGUGUUCGGCCUAUCCUGCCCUAUUCCCUGGACCACAUAGCUCGCUAUCAGAGAACUGCUACAGCCUCCCAAAGGGACACCUCCAUGCUGAGUGCCUCCAUGGCGGGUUCUAGUUCCGGUCCCAAUAGCAACUCGCUGUUUUCGCAGUGAUUUAACCUUCUAGAUUAUUGAAAAUCAUUGUGGAACUGUUUGGAGAUAAAUAGAUAUGUAAGCAAAGUGCUGAAAAUUUUCAUUUCAGGAGUAAUUUAACUAAUUUUGUCCUAAAAUGUUUAGAAAUAUACGGAUUGAUAUUAUAUCAAAGAAAGUUGCCUAAAAUUA
Molecule: messenger RNA, 1289 nt
Organism: Drosophila elegans
Lineage: Eukaryota; Metazoa; Arthropoda; Insecta; Diptera; Drosophilidae
Gene: Psf2
Product: probable DNA replication complex GINS protein PSF2
Exons: 2
Coding region: 510-1121 (203 amino acids)
Biological process (GO): DNA replication; double-strand break repair via break-induced replication
Cellular component (GO): nucleus; GINS complex
Source: RefSeq, a predicted model, not a curated record